Molecule: messenger RNA, 792 nt
Organism: Cuscuta campestris
Lineage: Eukaryota; Viridiplantae; Streptophyta; Magnoliopsida; Solanales; Convolvulaceae
Source: the annotation of a GenBank genome assembly
AGCUAGCCCAUAAAGGUUCUUCACAAUCCCGCUGCUCAAAACCCUAAUCCCAGAGCGCAGACGACCGAGAAAGCGGCAAGCGGGCGGAAGGAUAGAGACGACGCCGGAGGAGACGCAAAAAUGGCGGAAAAGGCUGUGACCAUCAGGACAAGGAAGUUCAUGACCAAUCGCCUUCUCUCGAGGAAACAAUUUGUCAUUGAUGUUCUUCAUCCGGGAAGAGCAAAUGUUUCAAAGGCCGAGUUGAAGGAGAAAUUGGCAAGAAUGUAUGAAGUGAAAGAUCCCAACUCUAUAUUUGUCUUCAAGUUCCGCACUCAUUUUGGAGGUGGCAAAUCCACUGGAUUCGGCUUGAUCUACGACUCGGUUGACAGUGCAAAGAAAUAUGAGCCAAAAUAUAGACUCAUUAGGAAUGGACUGGCUACUAAGGUGGAGAAGUCCAGGAAGCAGAUGAAAGAGCGCAAGAACAGAGCUAAAAAGGUUCGCGGUGUUAAGAAGACAAAGGCUGGAGAUGCUGCAAAGAAGAAGUAGUUUCCUUGUCUAUUUAAUGUUUCUGUUAGUUUUUUAUUUCGGAACUCGAGUGAGAUGGGUUUUGUUUUAAGAUAUUUCAUUUAUGGACAAAGUUGUAAACCAAGCUUGAUUUGGUUUUAAACCGUUUUCAGAUUUCUGAUAUGUUCUGAUUUCGGUUCCCUUCUCGCAUCCUAAGAUCUAUUAAUUGCUAGGCCAUUAAUUAGGAUUAGGAGUAAGUUAUUUCUCUGCUACAAGCCUGCAACAUGGCCUUAGGCAUUCUGUUUUUCU